Osmia bicornis bicornis is the source of this 2334-nucleotide messenger RNA. Its product is annotated as zwei Ig domain protein zig-8-like. Gene Ontology annotation, cellular component: neuron projection membrane. The record is from RefSeq and is a predicted model, not a curated record. The coding region runs from base 899 to 1888 and encodes 329 amino acids. Gene Ontology annotation, biological process: synapse organization. NCBI's taxonomy places the organism in Eukaryota, Metazoa, Arthropoda, Insecta, Hymenoptera, Megachilidae. The transcript is spliced from 9 exons.
GAAGAGCGCUGCACCUCGCGAGCGAGAUUACGCUAUCCUUGCGGUUCGAAAACGCUUUUUGUCACCACGCUUCCGCCGCGUUAGCGAUACAUCCUCCGCGUACCUUUCCUCGGAGGCGAAAGGGAAAACCCGCACGAUUUUCGCCGGUUCCGUGUUACCCUUUCCGCGGGACGAAACGCGAGACCCAGUGAAAAGUGUAGUGAAAUUGUUUUGUUUUUGUGCGAUCAGACGAAACACGAGAGUUCGUGUUAUGGAACUCGGAUGUGUGCAUUGUGUUGGUUGACUUUAGAAACUGGAUUCUUAACUUGACUGGAAAGGCGGGAUCGAAUUAAAGGGUAGGUGGUAGGGUGGUGAAGGUGUUGACAAACGAACGUGCUCGCAUUGUGAAGUAAAUAAAGUUAGAGGACUCGAAUAACUUGGUUGCUUUAGUUCGCGAACGAGAACGUCCCCCGAGGAGUUUCAAAGAUGGAUAAUGGACUUUGGUGAAGGUUUUGCUUCUGGUUUCUCCCGAGGCUUCUCUUUGGUCACGUACGAGAAAAGAUCGAGCAUCGAGAGCUCCUCCACCGCAUCCGCGGCCAGAAGAAACUGCUCUGAGAUGGAUCAAGUAGAAAGAAGCAUUAAGUUCACUGUUUUCGUACCUUGAGAUCAUCCAUCAAAAGAAACGGGAGAGCAACAUCGGUGAAACAGCAGUUUCGGAGGAAGAUCCGGUUUAAAAAUCAACCUAGAAAAUUUCGGCUGUAAACAGUACGUGAACAAACACCAAUGAUACCUUUAACACGCAUAUCAGAGGAGAAGGAUUGCUUCCUGUACACGUGAUGGCAAGAAUGUCGAGGCAGCGGUACGUGAACCGCAGCAGCGAGAACAGAUAAGGAAGGGAGGAGCCACGAAUCGGGCAAUCAUGCGUAGUGUCAUGUGGCUCCUUCGGCUCCUAACGACUUGCUGCCUCGUUUACCUAUCAGCAUCCGACUCCCAUACAGAUCUACCCUUAAUAACGGAUUCAGUAUCAACGAAAUCGACGACGGCGGCAAAGCGAUCGGUACCGACGGACGCCCCCAUGCUGAAUUAUAUAUUUGAUGCGCACAGCACUUUGAACAAGCAUCAACAUUAUCACGAUCAUCGGUGGGGACCUCAUUUCGAAGGGGAGAGCAAGAAUAUGACUGUUCAAGCUGGUGGCAACGCCUUGUUGGACUGCAAGAUAUCGAUGCUGCUGGAUAAAACUAUAUCCUGGGUGAGGCGGCAGGAUAACGGUGAAAAGCUGAAUCUGCUGACGGUGGGUCACCGCACAUACGUGGGUGAUCCAAGGUAUAAAGUGAAGUUUCAGUACCCAGACAACUGGCGUCUACUGAUCGAACGUGUAAACAGUAGCGAUGAGGGCCAGUAUCAGUGUCAGGUCAGCACUCAUCCGCCCAAAUACAUUCACGUGAAUCUCCACAUAAAUGAACCGUCCGUCCAGAUAGUGGACGCCCUGGGUGAACCACUGAGGGACAAAUACUACGAAGCAGACAGCACCAUCGAGUUACUGUGUGUCGUGCGUGACAUAGCCAUGCAAGUGCAGUACAGCGUCGUUCAGUGGCUUCACGGCAACAGAGUUCUGAACUAUGACACGACGCGAGGUGGUAUCAGCGUGAAAACGAACCUAAUGGAAGAGGGGGCCAAUUCAACACUCAGCAUAGCGAGGGUGGGACCAGCUGACAGCGGAAACUACACGUGCCAUCUCACUACCAUGCCUAAUCAACCUGCCACCGUUCACGUGCACGUGCUGAACGGAGAAAGCUUAGCCGAGCUGCAUCACGGCUCGACGGAUGGCGUCGGGACGAACAGCGUCGCCAGGUCGUUGCUCCUCCUUCUAUCCAUACUUCUUGGUCGGAUGCAACAGAUGCUCAGAUGAAGGCCCGUUAUCUCCCGGACAAUUGCGAAAUAAGCAUCGUGCCGCUCACGUCGCGACGACGGACAUCGUCGCGACGCUGCGACACAAUACGGACUUUUAUAUUAUCGCUGGAAAAACGGACGUAAUGGUGUGGAUGUGUAAACACCGAAAAACAAGCGUGAGAGUGAGAAUGAGUGAAUAGAUGGAGGUUGAAGGAAGAAGACAGGAAAAAGAGGAUUGAAACGUUGUAGAAGGGUGGAUCGAAGGGAGGGGAGAGGUUGGCAGCACUGAUCCUGCAUUGUUCUUGGUUUCUGAUUGAAAACGACUCUUUCCGCCUCGCUAUACACGCCGGUUUCCGCUUCAAUGGUGAAUUCUCGUGUUAGUCGACUUCGUACCCUUGUUCUAAGAUUUUUUCAUCAAGAACACGGGAAUUUUUAGCAAUAAAUAAUGAUUAUCUUGUUUAACGA